Tachyglossus aculeatus (Australian echidna) is the source of this 3386-nucleotide messenger RNA. It is a transcript of the gene TMEM132A, whose product is annotated as transmembrane protein 132A. The transcript has 11 exons. The record is from RefSeq and is a predicted model, not a curated record. Bases 3 to 3119 code for a protein of 1038 amino acids. NCBI's taxonomy places the organism in Eukaryota, Metazoa, Chordata, Mammalia, Monotremata, Tachyglossidae.
CGAUGGGUCGGUCCCGGCUGGGGCUGUGGGCCCUGGUGGCCGCCCUGGCCACCCUGGAGGCCGGCAGAGUGACCGGUGACACCGACCCCCCCGAGCCCAUCUACCUGCCGGCUGCCCUGGAGCCCCUGGACGUCCCGGAAUACUUUCGGUUGCAGCAGACGGGCCACUACCCGCCGGCCAACGCCUCUCUGGACUCCCGCACGGAGACCUUCCUUUUCCUCCGGUCGCGUCCGGCAGCCUGGCCCCUCGUUCGAGCCUCCUACCCGCCUUUCACCGCCCAGCAGGAGGUUCCCGGCCGGACCCCGGAGUCCAACGGCUUCUCCGCCGCCUGGGAUGUGCGGGCUGUGUCUGUGGAGGCCUCGGUCUCCCCAGCCGAGCCCCAGGCCCGCGUCCUCUUCCACCUCAAGGGACAGGACUGGCUGUCGGGUCACGAUGGCCUGCCCUGCGCGCGGCUCCAUGCCACCCACCCUGCCGGGAGCGUCCACGGGGCCUGCCGCUUUCGGCCCCCGCUGGGCGCUUGUGUGGUAGAGCUGGAAGUCCCCUGGCGCUGGUUCUCGGCCGGGCCCCCGCUGAGGGCCGAGCUGGCCUACUCCCUGGAGCCGGCGGCGACGGCGGCGGAGGGACUCCAGGAAUGCGACCCCAUGGGCCGAGGGGACCCCACGGAGCGGCUCCGGCCCGUCGGCUGGGUGGAAAUCCAGCCGUCCGACCCCCCGCGCCAGCAAGAGGUGCCCCUGGACCCGACGGUGAGGCUGCGGGUGCCCGACACGGCCGUGAGGCCCGGCCAGGUCUUCGGAGCCACCCUGCUGCUGCGGCACAACUUCACGGCCAACAUGCUGACCCUCCGGAUCAAGGUGAAGAAGGGGCUGCAUGUGACGGCUGCCCACCCCGCCCACCCUGCCCUCUGGACCGCCAGGCUAGACCGGUUCAAGGGCUCCAAACACCAUACGGCCCUGGUCACCUGCCACCGCACAGAGCAUGGGCACACGGCUACCAGCCCGCUUGGCUUCUCGGAGUUCCUGCGGGUGGAUUUUGCCGUGGAGAACAGCACCGGGGGACUGGCUGUCACCCGCCCGGUCACCUGGCAGCUGGAGUACCCGGGCCAGGCCCCUGAGGCGGAGAAGGACAAGAUGGUGUGGGAGAUUCAGGUGUCCGACCGGGACAUUCGGGCUCUCGUGCCCUUGGCCAAGGAGGAAGAACUGGUCAACACGUCCCCCCUGACGGGGGUCCCCCGGCAUGUGCCCGUGCGUCUGGUCACCGUGGACAGGGGAGGGGCCGUGACCGAGGUCACGGAGCAGAUCGGCUGUGAGUCAGCCAACACGCAAGUCCUGCAGGUUUCUGAGCUGUGUGACGCGGUGUCGGUGGGAGGCAAGGAGAGCCGGGGCGCCCGCGGGGUGCGGGUGGACUUCUGGUGGCGCCGGCUGCGGGCCUCCCUGCGCCUGACGGUAUGGGCCCCGCUGCUGCCCCUGCGCAUCGAGCUGACCGACACCACCCUGGAGCAGGUGCGCGGCUGGAGAGUGCCCGCCCCGGCCGACGGUGAGGCCGCGGGGCCGGAGGAGGCCGGAGAGGAGCCAGGGGAGCGGCGGGCCCGGGGCUGCCGGCUCCAGUACCAGCGCGCAGGUGUCCGUUUCCUGGCCUCCUUCGUGGCUCACCCGCUGGACGGCAGCCACCACCUCACCUACCUCCUGGGCCCUGACUGGCUCCUCGACGUCUCCCACCUGGUGGGGCCCCACGCCCGCGUGCUGGACCCCCGAGUGGCCACGCUGGAGGCGGGCAGCAUCCUGGUGGGGCGGGAGCCUGGGGUGACGUCCGUGGAGGUGCGCUCCCCUCUGUCGGACUCCAUCCUGGGGGAGCAGGCCCUGGCGGUGACCGACGACAAGGUCUCCGUCUCGGAGCUGCGAGCUCAGCUGGUGACGGGCGUCUCGCUGGUACUCAUCCAGGGCUCGGCUCACCCUUGGGUGGUCACAGCCUCGUGCCGGGCACACAGGACCCUGCGUUCCCCCAAGCAGGAGGCCGUCCUCUCCAUCUGGCUGGCCUUCUCAGAUCACACCCUGGCCCCAGCAGAGCUGUACGAGGGGCGGGUCCUGACUCUCUCCGUCGCUUCAGAGGAGCCCGGCACAGUCUCCGCGUCCCCCGGUGAGGAGCCGGGGGCCCCGCUCCGGUUGCUGCUGUCCGGGGAGGACGGCCGGGGGUUCCCCAUUCAGGUGGGCCUCUACCCUCCCGAGUCCUGCCGCCGGGGAAAGCACCGCACCCCGUUGGCGUCGGGCACGGCCUGGGCUGGGGAUCCCCCGACGCCCUCGCGGCCGCCAGAGCUGGAGGAGGCACCCCCGGAGGACCGGGGGGCCUGGGGGGGCCCGGCCACAGAGAGCGGCCGCCCGGAGGAGAGGCGGCCGCCCCGGCCAGCCGGGGGUGGGGAGGACAGGGGCAAGUUUGGGCAGCCGGAGGAGGACUGGGAGGAAGAGGGAGCCGGAGGGGAGGAUGACGACGACGAAGAGGAGGAGGAGGAGGAAGAGGAGAUCGUCAGAGCCCCCAAGCGCAUGACGGACAUAGAGAUGGUCCUGUACGCCCUGCUGGGCAUCUUCUGCCUCGCCAUCUUCGUCUUCCUCAUCAACGGCGUCAUCUUCAUGCUCCGCUACCGACGCAAGGAGCCCCCCGACGCGCCCGGGCCCGGGGGCCUCGCCGCCCCGCAGCCCCACAACUGGGUCUGGCUGGGGACGGACCAGGAGGAGCUGAGCAGGCAGCUGGAUCGGUGGAUCCCCCGGGAAGAGCAGCCCCCCAGCCCGGCUCCCCCGACCCCCGCGGCCCCCGCUCCGGGGGCGGGCGGCUGCCACUGUGAGAGCGGAGACGGCUCCGACCCGCCCCCGGACCCCGCCGCCCCCUCCCCGCCGCCCCCCGCCUCCACCCUGUCCCGCAAGGAGCCGGGCGGGCGGCGGAAGCGAGUGGAGUUUGUGACGUUCACGGCCGGGCCGGCGGUCAGGCCCCUCGAGGAGCCCCCGCCCCCGGCCGUCCAGUCCAUCCUGGUGGCCGGCGAGGAGGACAUCCGCUGGGUGUGUGAGGACAUGGGGCUGAGGGACCCGGACGAGCUUCGGAGCUACAUGGAGAGGAUCCGGGGCAGCUCCUGACCUCUCCGCCACGUACCAGGCCCCUGUCGCCCUUUGCCCGCCGGUGCCCGGCUCCCAGGUGGACCGCGUGGAGGGAGGGGUGGGUGGGUAGGCAUCGGGCCCCCGUACCCCGUUCCCUCGGGGCCGCUCGUGUUGUAGCCGUCCAACGGGGUCCCCCGCUCCCCCCCACCCCACCCCAUUCCGGGCGUCGCGAGAGUAAGGCCCCAGCCCUGUUAUUUAUGGCAAACGUUUCGCUCUUCAGUUGUUGGGUACGGAAUAAACCGGAAA